Cladocopium goreaui is the source of this 1008-nucleotide messenger RNA. The record is from the annotation of a GenBank genome assembly. Lineage: Eukaryota; Dinophyceae; Suessiales; Symbiodiniaceae.
AUGCCGAACCAGGCUGAUUUCAAUUUUUACGCGGUGCAGGCAGCGAUCCUGUUUUUUUUGAUUUGGUGGUUCUUUGCGCCCAUUCAAAAAUGGGCUUUGGCAAGGUACCAGAUUGCCCAUGCUGCAUAUUUGAAGGUCUCAGAUCGAAGAAAACGGCUUGAAACCCACCGAGACCUCGAUUUGAAACCACAUGAUGAAGGACAAUGUCUUGAGGAAAUGGAGGUUGAAUUUGAUAAGAAGCAAGAACACCUCGCAGGCCAAAGCGCGCGUCAAAGAAAAGGCAAACAUGCAAAAAUGCAGGAACUUUCGGCAGCAAAAUUGCUUGAAACUGUAGUUUCAUCGGACUCUGCGUCCAGCGAGGAGGUGGAAGUCCACGAUGAUUGCGGCCAUCACGGCCAUCAUGAUCAAGAUGAGAGUCAUCAAGGAGCGAAAGGGUCACUGCUCUCCAGGAGUUCAGAGGUGUCCAUCAUGCACGAACUGCGACCUGGAAAGGCUGAUCAGGCUGCAUUAGAUGCUGUUAGAAUGCUGUCCUUUGAGCUUUUCGAGUGCGAUGUGUGGGAAGUCAUCUCCAAGAAGAAUCGCUUGAAGGUUUCAAGCUGUUUGAGAUGGACAGGUUGUGACUGGAAGGCUAUUGGCUUGGUUCUGUACAGAAUCCAGCAGCAUGUGCUUCAGGUGGUCUAUGUUGGGGUGUCAAUAGAGUGCCGACGGCAACAUGUUGGCCGUGCUUUGGUGAAAUCCGUGAAAGAACUGUCCAGGAAAGACCUGAGCUGUUCAAGUGCGGUGGCAGUGAUCCAGAAGCAUAUAUCUCCAGAGGCAGUGAUGUUCUUUAGAGCGGUCGGCUUCAAAAAGGAGGAGCUCAAAGGAGGAGAUGGGGAGAAGGUUUUCUUGCGGAUGGAAAUUAAAAGACAGGGUAAGCGUUUGCAACUCAGAACCAGAUCACAGAACCCACGCAACUUUCUAAACAUGAAUUCAAAGGAAUUUAAAGGAAUUUUAGCAGUUCUAUACUGA